This is a messenger RNA of Aspergillus puulaauensis, 969 nucleotides long. RefSeq lists its product as uncharacterized. The transcript is spliced from 6 exons. Bases 1 to 969 code for a protein of 322 amino acids. The record is from RefSeq and is a predicted model, not a curated record. Gene Ontology annotation, molecular function: arylformamidase activity. NCBI's taxonomy places the organism in Eukaryota, Fungi, Ascomycota, Eurotiomycetes, Eurotiales, Aspergillaceae.
AUGAGUCAAUACCCAGCCUACGAUGACCUUCCGAUCCUAACAGCAAAUGAAAAAGCCAAACGCUGUGCGUGGGGAGUGUUCGACAAAGACGGACGCAAGGAUGUAUACGGCUGUCUGAACAAAGUCACACCGGCGGUCGUAGCAAAGGCGGCUGCUGAAGUCACGGAUGGCGUGACAAUAUCGCUCAAUUGGCCCCUCCGUGUUAGCCCCAAACCUGGCUUUGGGCGUAAGGGACUGAGCCAUAAAGUGAUUUCUUUUGUCGACUCGCCGCUGCAGAUCCAUGGGUUCGAUGAUGAGGUUGAGUUUAAUACGCAGUGUAGUUCACAGUGGGAUGGGCUGUGCCAUUUUUACGACCAGGAUCUGAAGCGUGGGUACAACGAUGCGGAUCCCACAAUCCAGGAUCUCGUGCAGGACUACGGAGACGACGACGGCGACGGACGACUUCCCACGCUGAACCAUUGGCAUGCACGAGGCGGCCUCGCAACACGCGGCGUCCUGAUCGACUACAAGUCCUACGCAGAGCGAAAAGGACUCAGCUACUCGCCCUUUACUGCCCACAAAAUCACCAUCUCGGCAAUCGAGGAGAUCGCCCAUGAGAACGGGAUCCGAUUCCAGCCAGGCGAUGUGUUUAUCCUCCGUACUGGCUUCACCGAAGCAAUCGAGGAAAUCGCAGACGCAGCAGAGCGGACACGCUUGGCCAGUUCCCCGGACAGCGCUGGGGUGGAGGAUAACAUAGAUGCCGUCCGGUGGUUCUGGAAUCGCCACUUCAGUGCCGUCGCGGCAGAUAACCCGGGGUUUGAGGUCAUGAGACCGACCAAGGACGGGGUUGAUGCGAGUGGGACGACGGCUGAUUAUGUAUUGCACCCCAACUUCCUGGCGCUGCUAGGCCUACACAUUGGCGAGCUGUGGGAUCUCAAGGCACUGCGCCUGUGGAUCUCCACCAAACGCCAUGGCUUUAUUUUAGCAUAG